GGUCUCUUGCGGUACAGCCUGAGCCAUUGCCAGUCAACAUGACUGAAUCCAUGGAUACGACGGGGAGGAUCUAAAGGGAAGCUAUUGAUAAACUAUUUAUAGUUUAUGUAUUUGCGCUUAUAACCUACGGGGUCUGGCUACCCAUAUCCAGUCGUCAUUCGUUUUUCAUUAUUGAGUAAUAUAAGGGGGAUCAAGCAAAACUGAGUUGUUACGAAACUCAUCCACGUGAAGACACCUGCCGUUCGUGACCAGGAAAGGGGUCGGAAGUGGCUAACAUAUUUAACUCAACUCUGGACGACGACACUCGGGAAUAUGACGACGAAUUAAACUUCUAAUUAGAUUAAAAAACUUUACGGGAUUAUCAACAAUCAUGAGAUAUUGUCAUUUAUAAAACGCUGCAGUUACUUUUCAGGUUUCGUUGAUAGUGUUGGACCAUGUCCGUAAACGAGUUAUAUUCAAAGUACACUCGGGUGUGGAUCCCAGACCCAGAGGAUGUAUGGAGAGCUGCAGAGAUCAUCAAGGACUACAAGGAGGGAGAGCCAAUCCUGCACCUCAAACUUGAAGAUGAAUCGCCGUUGGAAUACCGCAUCGGACCCAAAGACAACCCUCUUCCCUUCCUCCGGAACCCUGAUAUCCUGGUGGGGGAGAAUGACCUCACAGCGCUCAGCUACCUACACGAGCCUGCUGUCCUGCACAACCUCAAAGUGCGCUUCCUCGAGCCCAACCACAUCUACACAUACUGCGGUAUCGUACUGGUGGCCAUCAACCCCUACGACCAGCUUCAGAUCUAUGGAGAGGAGGUCAUCAAUGCCUACAGCGGGCAGAACAUGGGAGACAUGGACCCACACAUCUUUGCUGUUGCUGAGGAGGCAUACAAGCAGAUGGCCAGAGAUGAGAGGAACCAAUCCAUCAUAGUUAGUGGGGAGUCGGGGGCAGGGAAGACCGUCUCUGCUAAGUACGCCAUGCGGUUCUUCGCCACUGUGGGAGGGUCGGCCAACGACACCAACGUUGAGGAGAAGGUGCUGGCCUCCAGCCCCAUCAUGGAGGCUAUUGGAAAUGCGAAAACCACGCGCAAUGACAACAGCAGUCGUUUUGGGAAGUACAUCCAGAUUGGUUUUGACAGGCGUUAUCACAUAAUAGGAGCCAACAUGCGCACGUAUCUGCUGGAGAAGUCAAGGGUGGUGUUCCAGGCAGAGGAUGAGAGGAAUUACCACAUCUUCUACCAGCUGUGUGCCUCUGCUAGCUUCCCGGAGUUCAAAGACCUAGCCUUGACCAGUGCGGAAGACUUCAUCUUCACAUCGCAAGGAGAGAACAUCUUCAUUGAGGGGGUGAAUGAUGCCGAGGACUUCAAGAAGACGAAGGAAGCUUUUACACUACUGGGUGUUAAGGAGAGCAAUCAAAACAGCAUCUUCAGAAUCAUAGCUUCCAUCCUGCAUCUGGGAAACGUGGAGAUCUGCUCGGAGAGAGACGGAGACUCCUGCCACAUAUCAAGGAACGACCCUCACUUGGCGCACUUCUGCCGGUUGCUGGGGGUGGAGCUGGAGCAGAUGGAGCACUGGCUAUGUCACAGGAAGCUGGUCACCACGUCAGAGACCUACGUCAAGAACAUGUCCCGCAAACAGGCAGCUAAUGCCCGCGACGCGCUCGCCAAACACAUCUACGCACACAUGUUUGACUGGAUUGUGGAGCACGUCAACAAGUCUCUACACACCUCCUCCAAACAACACUCCUUCAUCGGUGUUCUGGAUAUCUAUGGAUUUGAGACCUUUGAGAUAAACAGCUUCGAGCAGUUCUGCAUCAACUACGCCAAUGAGAAACUGCAGCAGCAGUUCAAUCAACAUGUGUUCAAGCUGGAGCAGGAGGAGUACAUGAAGGAGCAGAUCCCCUGGACGCUCAUCGACUUCUAUGACAACCAGCCGUGUAUCGACCUCAUCGAGGCCAAGCUGGGCAUCCUGGACCUGCUGGAUGAGGAGUGCAAGGUGCCCAAAGGGACCGAUCAGAACUGGUGCCAGAAGCUGUACGAUCGCCUUUCAAGCAGCGUCCAUUUCCAGAAACCACGGAUGUCCAACAUAUCUUUCAUUAUCAUUCACUUUGCUGAUAAGGUUGAAUACCAGUGUGAUGGCUUCCUGGAGAAGAACAGAGACACCGUCUACGAGGAACACAUCAACAUUCUGAAGGCCAGCAAGUUUCAGCUCGUGGCGGAUCUGUUCCAGGACACUAAUAAAGACGGAAGCAGCUCCACGUCUUCUUCCAGCAAGUCCUCCAGGAUCAACGUGCGCUCGGCCAAACCUACACCUAAAGUCCCCAACAAGGAGCACAGGAAAACCGUGGGCCACCAGUUCCGCAGCUCCCUGCAGCUCCUCAUGGAGACCCUGAAUGCCACCACCCCCCACUAUGUGCGUUGCAUCAAGCCUAAUGAUGAGAAGGAGGCAUUCUCGUUUGACUCUAGGAGAGCUGUGCAGCAACUGAGGGCAUGUGGAGUCCUGGAGACCAUCCGCAUCAGUGCUGCUGGGUACCCAUCAAGGUGGACGUACCCAGACUUCUUCAACAGAUACAGAGUCCUCAUGAAGAAGUCAGAUAUGACUGUAGGAGACAAGAAACUGGUGUGUAGGAACCUACUAGAGACCCUGGUCAAGGACCCAGACAAGUUCCAGUUUGGUAAGACCAAGAUCUUCUUCCGGGCGGGCCAAGUGGCCUACCUGGAGAAGCUGAGGGCAGACAAGUUCCGCUCCGCCUGCAUCAAGAUCCAGAAGACAGUGCGACGCUGGCUACAGAUGGUCCGCUACAAGAAGAUAUGCAAGUCUGCCAUCACCCUGCAGAGAUUUGGCCGCGGUUACAUGGCCCGCAGGUAUGCGGAGCAGCUGCGUCUAAUCCGCGCUGCUGUUAUCUGUCAGAAGCAGUAUCGUAUGGUCCGAGAGCGGAGGGGCUAUCUGAGGGUGAGACAGGCUGUUGUCACCAUCCAGGCCUUUACCAGGGGCAUGUUCACCCGCAGGAUCUUCCAGGAGUUCCUUCUGCACCAUAAAGCCAUGAUCAUCCAGAAGCAUGUCCGAGGCUGGCUCACUAGGAGGAAGUUCAAGGUGGCACGGAACGCCGCCAUCACCAUCCAGUGUGCCUACCGCCGCAUGCGUGCCAAGCGGGAGCUGAAACAGCUGAAGAUUGAGGCGAGGUCCGCUCAACAUCUGAAGAAGCUCAACACGGGCAUGGAGAACAAGAUCGUCCAGCUGCAGAGGAAGAUGGAUGACCAGACCAAAGAUCUGAAGACUCAGAAUGAGCAGCUGGUGGUGGCCAAAGCCUCCCUGGGCUCAGAGGUGAACAAGCUGCAGAAGGAGCUGGAGACCAUGCGCAGUCGCCAGGGAGACGGCGGUCAGCUGACCUCUCUGAAGGAUGAGCUGGAGAAGCUGAGGGCGGAGCUCCAGGAAGCACACGCCCAUAGGAAGAAGCUGGAGGAGGAGCACAGCAAUGAGAAGAUGAGAUUUGAACAGAGAGUGGAGGAGCUGGAGAGGGAGAAUUCCCUGCUGAAGAGUGAAAAGGAGAAGAUGAACCAAAGGAUUCUGCACCACUCCAAGAGCACAGAAGACCAGGAGAGCAGUGCAUCCCAGAGUGUGGGUCGGGUCCAGGCAGAGCUGGAUGAGGAGAGGCAGCGCUACCAGAACCUGCUCAGGGAGUUCUCCAGACUGGAGCAGAGAUAUGACAACCUACAGGAGGCCAAGUUUCAGCCUGGCCACAGGAGGAACAAUUCUAACCAGAGCAGCCUGGAGUCUGACUCCAAUUAUCCCUCCAUUUCUACCUCGGAGGUGGGAGACACUGACGAUGCUAUCCAACUCGUAGAGGAGAUGGGAGUGGAGAAGGCAGCAAUGGACAUCGGUGUGUUCAUGAAGCUGCAGAAGCGUGUUAGAGAGCUGGAACAGGAGAGGAAGAGACUGCAAGUCAACCUGGAAAAGAUGGAGGACCAGUCUAAGCGCAAGGGCAUUGAGCCAAAGACGACAUCAGAGCAAGAGAAUGCGGAUCUGGCCUACAACAGUCUCAAGAGACAGGAGUUGGAGUCUGAGAACAAGAAGCUGAAGAAUGACCUGAACGAGCUGAGGAAGGCCAUCGCUGACCGCGCCUCCAAGAACAGCUCCUCCAAUGAGCUUCAGGACGGCUACAACCUGCUGCUGGGCCAGCUCAAGGCAGCCAUUGAGGAGCUGGAUGUGCGUAAGGAGGAGGUCCUUAUCCUCAGGAGUCAGAUUGUCACUACAGCCCAGCAGAAAGAGAAGGAGACAACCAAUCACAUUGAAACCAAUAACUUGCCUGAAUGGACCAACAGCAAGAAGCCUAUAGACAAGGAGGAGGCUCUGAGGUCCUAUCAUGGACUCUGUGAGUCUAAGAAGCUGCUGGAGGCCCAGCUCCAGUCUCAGGCCAGGAAGCACAAUGAUGAGCUGGAGGCGUUCCACACCCAGAUUGAGCUGCUGAAGGACGACAUUGAGAAGAAGCAGGAGAUGCUGAACCACACCAUGUCUCUGUCCCCUGAGGCCCAGGUGGAGUACAGUGUCCAGCAGGAGAUCACCCGCCUCACCAACGACAACCUGGACUUAAAAGAGCUUGUAGAGAAACUGGAGAAGAACGAGAGGAAGCUGAAGAAGCAGCUGAGGAUCUACAUGAAGAAAGUACAGGAGCUGGAAGUGUCUGUGACUGCAGCAGCAUCCCAGUCCACCACGGCCAAACCAGAGAUGACCCGUCAGGUGACUGUCCAGCGCAGAGAGAAGGACUUUGAGGGCAUGCUGGAGUACUACAAAGAGGACGAGGCCCUGCUGGUCAAAACGCUCAUCACCGACAUGAAGCCCCACGCUGUAUCAGCAACAGUGCCCUGCCUACCUGCCUACAUCCUCUUCAUGUGCAUCCGCCAUGCGGACUACAUCAACGAUGACCAGAAGGUCCACUCUCUGCUCACCUCCACCAUCAACGCCAUUAAGAAGGUCCUCAAGAAAAACAAUGAUGACUUUGAGAUGACCUCCUUCUGGCUGGCCAACACGAGUCGUCUGCUGCACUGUCUCAAGCAGUACAGUGGAGAUGAGGCGUUUAUGACUCAGAACACGGCCAAGCAGAAUGAGCACUGUCUGAAGAACUUUGACCUGGCAGAGUACCGCCAGGUGCUGAGUGACCUCUCCAUCCAGAUCUACCAGCAGCUCGUCAAGGUGGCAGAGCACGUCAUGCAGCCCAUGAUCGUGUCGGCCAUGUUGGAGAGUGAGUCUAUCCCCAGCCUUGCGGGAGUGAAGCCCAUGGGUUACAGGAACCGCUCCUCCAGCAUGGACAAGGACGAGGAGGGCCCAGGGAGCUACACCUUGGAGGCCCUGAUCAGACAGCUGGGCCAGUUCCACGGGGUGAUGGGCGAGCAUGGCCUGGACCCAGAGAUUGCAGGCCAGGUGGUCCGGCAGCUGUUCUACAGCAUCAACGCUGUCACCCUCAACAACCUGCUGCUCAGGAAAGACGUCUGCUCCUGGAGCACUGGCAUGCAGCUCCGGUACAACAUCAGUCAGAUGGAGGAGUGGCUUCGGGGGAAGAACCUCCACCAGAGCGGGGCGGUGGUUAACAUGGAGCCCGUCAUCCAGGCCGCCCAGCUGCUUCAGGUCAAGAAGAAGACGUCCCAGGACGCCGAGGCCAUCUGCUCACUGUGUACCGCUCUCACCAUGCAACAGAUUGUGAAAAUCCUCAACCUCUACACUCCGCUCAACGAGUUUGAGGAAAGAGUCACUGUGUCCUUCAUCAGAAACAUCCAGAAUCGUCUGCAGGAGAGGAACGAUGUCCCAAUGCUCCUGAUGGACACCAAGCACACCUUCCCUGUCCUGUUCCCCUAUACCCCCUCAGCCCUCAGCCUGGAGACCCUUCACAUCCCUGCCAACCUCAGCCUCCACUUCCUCACUCGAGUCUGAGGCUUCAGCGAGGCCUACGACAGGCCUGGUUCUUAGCAAGGAGAAGCAGAGCCCAACGGCGCUCCCUCUGACCUGGGAAACUUUCAGUUGUUCUGCUAAACAGCAGAGGGUGACAAGUCUACAGGACUCAAUGGAAGGCAAAGAACCUUCCAGCUGACCAACAAUGGAUACUGUCAAGCCUCUGUCUGUGUAAAUCCAGCAGAAUGUGUCAAGUCAUUCUUUAUAGCUGUCCACAACUGCUUCCUCUAUUUGGCAUCUUCUGCAGGGGGCUAUUGAGAUCUAUUGAGAUGCUGUGCUUCAUCAGUUCUGUCCCAUACAGUCACAUUUCUUUUCAUUCACUCUAAGGAGUCUCUAUGGUAAGCCGACUGUAAAUUCAUUCCUCUUAAAGAUGAAUUGAAUCUGUGUAAAUGUGUGCUCUCACUUCCAUUGACUAGGUGUAUUGAUUCCCAGUUAGCCACUCCGCCAAGCAUUCAAAGUGUCCAGUUUUAUUUAUUGUACAGUAGGCAGUGGUCUACCGUGUCAGUCUGUCUGGCUUCCUCAUGAUGUGUUAAUUGUAGCCUCACUCCUCUCUACACCCUGUCAAUGGACAGCAGAUCAGACUUGGGAGCAGCCCUGCAUUGCAGUGGCUCUGUUUGUGACUCACACUCUACACGCAGCACUGUGGCUCUGCUGCUCUCGAUCAUUCCUCUGCCUUGAGGAAUCCUCAAUCUUCAGAGCCCUUUUCUCACUAAGGCUCGAGUUUGAUCUUAUAUAAGAGCCGUAUCUCUUCUGUGUUCAGAUCAGAGCACACCGUCACACCAUCUCCUUACUACACGCUAUGGUCCAGGAAGUCUGAAGCGCUCAACAAAUCUCUCAACAGAGAUUUGUUGUUGUUUUUACUCUGAAUUCAAAUGAAUUGAACCCAUAUCAUCUCCGAAUCAAGAGAAGUGAAGGCAAGCUUUGUGGAAGUAAGCGGUUAGUAAGUGGGGUAGAUCCAUGUGUUUGUGAAGACUAGGGUUGAGUAGAGAUGAGCGAGAGAGAGCACUUGAAAAUGGGACUGGAGAGUCUCCUGUGCAGAAUAAGGUAAUAGCCAUUCCUGCAGGACAGUCUUAGCCUGGUUUCAAAUCUGUUUGUGCGGUCUUGCCAACUCCUGCAUGGCAUGACAAUGACUUGGCAAGAGUGCACAAACAGAUCUGGGGCCAUGCUAGGUCUGCUGCAGGACAGAGGGAUUAACCCUUUACACUUGUGGGAAUUGGCAUAUGGAUAGGGCUAAAUUGAAAUGUUUCUCACAGAAGACAUAUGGAAAGCAUAUGCAUAAGCAUGGUAGCCAUUGAAAGGGAACAGUUUGGAUAUUAUGGGGAAAUUAUUAGACCGAAGUUGAGGACACAACAGUUCACCUGGAUGUGCAUUUUACAUUUACUGUACAUUUUGCCGCAUUUCUUGAUUAACAAAAUCUGAAAAUACUCUGGAUACAUUCAGUAACAACAUAAUAUUCCCUGGGAAAUAUGGGGUAGGUGCAACAUAAUACAAAAAAAAUGACAAGGGUUUGAGUGAGAGGACUAACUGCUUUCUCCAAGUGGACACACACUUUAAGUCAUUUCAAUGCACUUGUAUGACUCAGAGAAGAGUCUUCAACUAUACGGUGUUUUUUUUUAGCUCUCCUAGCUGUAGUCGUUUUGUUUGGAACACAACUCUGCAUCCCCGCCAUCACACAAUUACUGUUGUUUUCCCAAUCCAAAGUCCCGGUCUGGGUCAGGUCUGGGUCAGGUGGGCAUCAUAUAAACGCCUGUUCUAUUGCCAACAUGUCUAGCUAAGUUAGAAAAUACAAUAUUACAGUGUUAAGCUUUCACAAGGCAGUUCAGAGAAACAGAUUUUGGUGCGUCUAGAAAGGAGUCGUGAGUGCAUUCAGGUGCGUGUUCCAGAGCAAAUUUUCUUUACAUUAGACAAACGGGCUCAUUCCGUUCAGAACAACCCAGAGUAUGACGCCAUGUUAUCUUGUAACUGUAUAUCAAACAUGGUGAUCAUCAACGCUGACACUGUAUAUGACAUGAGUUUUAGGAUAUGGAAAUGUGACGUGUUUGGCUUGCUUGUUUGACAUCAAAGCGGUAUUUAUUAUAAUUCUCAACAUCUCAUAUUUUAAAAUACAUUGAGUCCUCUUAAAUGACAGCAUUUCCCUCACUCAGACAACAAAACAUUUUGCUAAAGUUUCCCAAUUAGCAGGAGGGAUGGGGGUAACUUCUUGUUGCACGCGGUGCUCAAGUUCAGAACGGCUGUCAGUCAAAAUCCUACAGCGCUGUGAAGCGCAGAGCCAGAGCUCAGAUGUAAUGUAUAGCGUGCUACUGUACAUCCACUGCAUUCCAAUUUAGGUGCUUAUCAGUGCCCAAAUCUGCCAUUUACAACCCCGUACUACUGGAACGAGUGUAAAGGGUUAAAGGUUAAGUGGAAGUGAGAGAUUGUUCAUUAGUAAGUGAAAAGGGAGAAAAUUUAGAAGUGACAUUGGAUGGAAACGGGAAGAGCCACACAGCUAUCAAAGACUACUGAUGAGAGAGGAAGAAUGAAACCAGACUUCCAAUAAUGACCACAUUUUGAGGCCAAGUAAUCGAAAGCGGUACUUGUCUGAUUUGUUGCCAUUUCCUUGGACUGCUGCCACAGUUGUGAAGCAGAGUGCACGUGGAAGGUCAAAGUAACUUUAUUGUGAUACUUGGAGAGCACUGUAUCUCAAGUUAAGACUGCGAGCGUAUCAGCUCCAUGAAACUGAAGUAAUAAAUAACAGAUCAUGUCUGCAACUCCACUGUUUCCGCACCGGCUAUUCCUAUUGGAUAGAAAACACAUACUGUUGUCGGGCCUCUGAAGUUUUAAGCUCGUCUUCAAAUCACGUUCAGAGAUAUCAGAGCAGCUUUUACUAGAACAAAGCCUGUAUGGGGGAAGGUUUCUAGCCACUAACAUGUACAGGACCAUCUUUGACUCACCUUGUUCUUGUAUUUUGUUUGGAAUAUGUUAAUGUAUUGUUUUUUUUAUUACUGUUGAGAGUUUAUGGUAAAGGGAGCAGGGUUUUUCUAACACUACUACUCACUCAAUCUGAGUGUCAUUCCUAUUUCCGUUGUAUGUUUUGUAGUGUGGUUAUAUAACUUGGUCUUCUGUCGAUUUUGUGCCAUUAUAGCAGAGAGAUUCAGAUGCAGGUUCCUAUAACAUCCUUUCUGCUGCUCUCUACUGUCACUUAUAAAGAACUUGAUAUUGCUUAUGUUAAGACUGGAAGUUCAGCAUUUUUCACUGCAUUCCUCUUUAUGUCAUAACUUGCGAUCGUAUCCAUUAUAUCAUGAGGCUAUACACAGAAUAAAAUAUUUCACAGGGGCCACAUCCCCAAAGGGGCCUUCAGGCUAUGGGCCCUGUGUGCCAUAAUAACAGUUAGAAAACACAAACAAUGCAUACAUUUAUCAAUGUCAUAAGUUUCAUCGAUAUAAAAAGAGAGUCACACACUCUAUAUAUAAACUCCCAGUAAUUUAUUGGGUAAAAUCAUUGAUGAAAUUGAACAGGAAUCAAGGCUCUGGUGUGUGAUUAGAGUAUGGAUGCCAGCGUUCAUACAUUGAUUGAUGUGUUGUCCUUAAUUGAAGCUCUUUCUAAAGCAGUGGUCUUACUUGUCCUAAAGUUGAAUCUUGAUGUGGACUUUAUGGAAGUGUGUUUGAUUGUAUGCAGACUAGUACAUGUUGCACAAUAUGAAUUUGGUGACAUGGACACAUUUAUUCUGCCAACAUCUCAUUGAAUGAUCAAGGAUUGUGAAUGAUGUAUUUAAAUGAAUAUAUUUUAGAUGACGCAUUGAAAGCCCACAAAUUAUCUGGUUUUGUGGAUGAGUGAAUGAUAAGCAAAUGCAUAUGACAAUGUUUUGUAUGGUCAGGGUGAUGUACGGUUUUCCAUCUUAUAUCUGUAUAAUUAGGAAACUUAUUUAGUCAUUGGGGGGGUGGUGGGGGGAUUAAAAUAGUGUAUUGACUCAGUUUGAACAAAAUGUAACCUCACAAUCUUUCUUUGAAAAAAUGUUGUAAAAAUGAAAUAAAAUGUUCAAUAUA
This is a messenger RNA of Salmo salar (Atlantic salmon), 9949 nucleotides long. RefSeq names its product myosin VB (gene myo5b). Gene Ontology annotation, molecular function: actin filament binding; ATP binding; microfilament motor activity. The record is from RefSeq and is a predicted model, not a curated record. Gene Ontology annotation, biological process: actin filament organization. Gene Ontology annotation, cellular component: myosin complex; membrane; actin cytoskeleton. Lineage: Eukaryota; Metazoa; Chordata; Actinopteri; Salmoniformes; Salmonidae.